UUCAUUACUGGGACUAUUUUACAUAUAUAGUACUGUAUGGCACUUAAAAGGUAUUUCUGCACUGUAUUAACAAACACUUUAUUUAGCAUUCGCACUUUAAGCAGAGAUUUGCACAGCAAUAAGUUUGCACACAAGAAGUUUUAAUUAUAUUUAUUGAGCAUUUUGGCGAUUGGUAUGUGGCCUUUGUUUUGGGCUCUGCACAGCUGCUCCUCAUUGAUGAGUGAGGUUGGUUGCUGGUGCCUGUGGAGGAGCAUAAUGAUUACCACAGAGCAAUGAGCUAAUGGUGAGGAAAAACUAAGCAAAUGUGUGCAUACUCUGUUGAGUGAGGAGUGCUGUGGUAAAGUGACUCACCUGUCUUUUCUGUGUCCUCUCCAGGGUGUUUGGACAAAUUCUACCCCGGGGGUCCAGACGCCAUAUAUAGCUUUGGGAGAGGCCAUUGAGGAGACUAGGGGGGAAUUGUUGUUUUUUUUUGUGGUGUUUAUUUAAGGUGUAAUGAUAAAAUGGAAAAAUAUUUAUAAAAAGUAAAUAGAAGUAUGGUAUUUAAUAAAAUGUAUUUUAUGUAAAUUGGUGGAGAUUGAUUAAGAGAUUCCCCUGUCAAUUUAAUAUGGUUUGGUCCGUCACAGCUGGGACUAUUUAAGACUGCAGUGUCAGCUGUGAAGGACAGUGUUGUGUGGAUGCUGAGUGGAAAAAUAAACUGCUGCUGUUCUCCACCUGACUCUGGUUCAAGACUCUGUCUCACUGAACAAAAACCCAACCGCUCAAGGUCGUCCAUGUGACAAGUGGUGUCAGGAGUGGGAUGUUCAUGCCAGAGAAGAUGAUGACCAGAGGAGGAAAAAAGCCAGCCCAAGAGGGAGAGCCUGAGGAAGGAGCUGGAGCUUCCUCUGAAAUGGAGACAAUGGCAACAACCAACCCUGAAGAUAAGUUGGAGGAACUGGCGGUGAUGGUGAAAUCUAUGAUGCGGUCUCAAGUGGCUAGAGACCUGAAGAUUGAUAAAGAUUUUUCCCGCCAGGAGCAGAGGUGGAAAAGCAUACAGCAUCAAUUCCAACAAAUGCAGCUUCAAGUGCAUGCUGUACUUGGAAAAUCUGAUGUAUCAGAAGCACAUCUUCAACCCACGACAUCUGAAGCACCUACAGAAGAAUCAGAUGGUGGUGAUGUCCAGCUGGCUCGUGGUUCCAGGACCAUAAUUGAACCAAAGUUUCUUCCCUUAUCCACGGAUGAUGACAUUGAGCAUUUCCUGACGACGUUCGAGAGGAUGGCCCAGGUGUGUCGCUGGGCUAGAGAUGAGUGGGCGGUUCGUCUGGUCCCUUUGUUGACCGGUAAGGCCCGCACAGCCUAUGUUCUAAUGGAUAUGGCUGACUCUGAGGACUAUGAAAAAGUGAAAGAGGCAAUUCUGGCAAAAUAUGAAAUCACUGCUGAUACGUAUCGACGCCGCUUCAGAUGCCUGAAGAUUGAAGCAGAAAUAUCCGAGCAGAUAAUUCUGGAGCAGUUUUUAAGAAUGGUUAAUCCAGAGUUGGAGAUCUGGAUCCGUGAGCGCGACCCGAAGACGGCAAAAGAAGCAGCUACUCUUGCAGAGGUCUUCACGUCAGCCAGGAAGGGGAGCAAGAGCACCUAUUUUGGCCGAGAGACUCACUAUGCCCCAUCAAGUAAGUCCACUGGGGGUGAACAGGGCUCUGGUCAAAGUCAGGCUAGAAAUUUUUCUAGUUCAAAGCAGCUCCCUUCUCAAAGACCUCCUAAUGUAAAAAAGUCAUUUCACAAGUCUUCUGCGCAAGAUAUUAGAUGUUACAAUUGUAAUGGCUUUGGCCAUACGCAACAUUUUUGCCCCGCCCUUAAAUCAAAGCCAUCACUUUUGUGUUCAGUGCCAAGACCAGCUAUUGAGGCUGUGCAAAAGAAGGUUUGUACAGUUUCUGUUCUAGUGAAUGGGCAAAAAGAAGAAGCUUUGCUUGAUUCUGGGUGCUUCCAGUCUCUAGUGCAUGCUAGCUUAAUCUCUGAAGAAAAGCUAAGUGGGGUGGGGGUUAAGAUAAAAUGUGUACAUGGAGAUGAACAUGUCUACCCAAGUGCUGAGGUGUAUUUGACAGUGGGAGGUCAAACAUACUUGGUACAUGUAGCUGUAGUUCCCUCUUUGCCGUACUCCGUUAUACUUGGUAAUGAUAUCCCCACUCUUUUUGACCUUAUUCACCAGUCAGAAUAUGAACCCAAAGGGCUUACCAACAGAGAGGCCCAGGAUUUAUGCCCAAAAUCUGAUAUACCAGUAGAAUCACUGAAACCUUGUAAUAUAGUCACAAGAGCUCAAAGUGCAAAGACUGUGUUGGAAGAGCUGCCUUUUUAUGGGGAGUCUCUGGAAAUAGAGCCGGGAAAAACUAAAAAGUCAAGAGCUCAGAAAAGAAUGGAGAAAUUCAAAGGCUCAGGUGAUGAAGGGAUAGGACAGUUGUCUAAGCCAAAUAACUUGUUGGAGUUUGACAUUCCCUCAGAUGUAGGUGCACUCCAGAGAGAUGAUCCUACUUUAAAACCGUGGUUUGAAAAAGUAACUGGGGGGGGAACUCAUCAGCGCCGGUUAGACUUCGUGGAAGAUGCAGUUUACAUUAUUAAAGGAGGCAUUUUGUAUCAGAAGAAGGGACAGGGUGACGCAUUAGCCCUUCCACAACAGUUCAGGUACAAAGUCAUGGAGCUGGGCCACUCAAUUCCAUGGGCAGGUCAUAUGGCUUUUCAUAAGACGCUGAGUAGAAUCAGUAGCCGUUUUGUCUGGCCGGGAAUGUAUACCCAGAUUUCAAAAUUUUGUAGUUCCUGUGGAAAAUGUCAGUUGACUUCUGGCAGACGAGUAACCCGAGCCCACCUACAGCCGCUGCCAAUUAUUGAGACACCGUUUGAGAGGCUAGGCAUGGAUAUUGUGGGUCCAUUAGAGAGGAGCUCUACAGGUUGCCGUUACAUAUUGGUGAUAUGUGACUAUGCGACACGGUACCCUGAGGCUUUUCCUCUCAGAUCCAUUAAAGCCCGACAUGUUGCUAACUGUCUUCUGCAGUUGUUCUCUAGAGUAGGAAUACCAAGAGAAAUUCUCACAGAUUGUGGAACAAAUUUUUUGUCCAAACUUUUGCAGCAGGUUUAUAAAUUAUUAGGGAUUAAAGGACUUAAGACCACCCCUUACCACCCCCAGACGGACGGGUUAGUGGAAAGAUAUAAUCAGACUCUUAAAAAUAUGCUGCGCAAGUUUGUCUCUGACACAGGUGCCGACUGGGACCAAUGGCUGCCGUACCUGUUAUUUGCUUACCGGGAGGUUCCACAAGUGUCUACAGGUUUUUCACCCUUUGAGUUAUUGUAUGGCCGCCAAGUGAGAGGUCCGCUGGAUCUACUGAAGGACUGUUGGGAAGACGCUAAGCCAGAGGGUGAAAACAUUGCAGCAUACGUCAUUAACAUGAGAGAGCGGUUGCAGGAAAUGGCAUCUUUUGCACAGGACAACCUGAAAGCAGCUCAACAACAUCAAAAGACAUGGUACGAUCAGAAGGCCAGAGACAGAGUCUUCUUGCCAGGACAGAAGGUUCUGUUACUGUUGCCUACCAGUGACAACAAGCUGCUGACAAAAUGGCAUGGACCAUAUGAAAUCACCAAACAAGUGAGUAAAGUGGUUUAUGAACUGUACAUGCCGGAAAGAGCUAAAAAGCAUCAGACUUUUCAUGUCAACUUGUUGAAAGAGUUUCGCAGCCGACAAGAGCCUGUGCACCAGGAGUUAUUUGUGAGAGCAGUUAAGGAUGAGGAAGGAGACAAGAUAUUCAACAGUGGAAAAGGAGUGUUUGGCCAUGAAAUGGGCUAUCGAGGCUCUAAGUGGUUGAGACAAAUGAGGGAUGCCAACGCCCGCAUCGCUGGAUGGUACUUGGCACUGCAGCCAUUUGAUUUCACGGUGCAGUACAAGCCAGGGAAGGCUAAUGUGGUUGCUGACUGUUUAUCCAGAAUGUCGGAGGACUGA
This is a messenger RNA of Fundulus heteroclitus (mummichog), 3955 nucleotides long. RefSeq lists its product as uncharacterized. Gene Ontology annotation, biological process: DNA integration. The record is from RefSeq and is a predicted model, not a curated record. NCBI's taxonomy places the organism in Eukaryota, Metazoa, Chordata, Actinopteri, Cyprinodontiformes, Fundulidae. Bases 797 to 3955 code for a protein of 1052 amino acids. Gene Ontology annotation, molecular function: nucleic acid binding. The transcript is spliced from 4 exons.